Tetranychus urticae (two-spotted spider mite) is the source of this 1459-nucleotide messenger RNA. RefSeq names its product putative dimethyladenosine transferase. The record is from RefSeq and is a predicted model, not a curated record. Lineage: Eukaryota; Metazoa; Arthropoda; Arachnida; Trombidiformes; Tetranychidae. Gene Ontology annotation, biological process: rRNA methylation. Gene Ontology annotation, cellular component: nucleolus. Gene Ontology annotation, molecular function: rRNA (adenine-N6,N6-)-dimethyltransferase activity.
AUACAGAGGUUAAGUUAAUAUUCACUGAAUAGUAUUCAACCACUGAUUCAGUAAUUUUGAUGUGUUGUCAAUUAAAUUACAAAAAUUGUUUCAAAUUUAAAGCUGUUUAAAUUUGCUGAUGAUAAUUUUGAUGCGUUACCCUAAUAGCAUUUAAAAACUGCCCAUCCAACGACUCCAUUCCAUAUGUUUUGUUUUGAAAUAUUUUGCUGUGAAAACACGUGUUUAUUUUGAGGCUUCACUUCAUACAUGUGUGUAACAUUUUCAAUUAAUUGUUUUGUUUGUUCGUUUAUCUUUUAAUUUCUCCAAUAAUGCCAAAAUUUAAAACUAAAACACCAAAAGAACGCCAUGAUGGUUUACAAAAACAGAGUAUAACCUUCAAUAAAGACCUAGGACAACAUAUCCUUAAAAAUCCUCUGGUCAUAGAUAAUAUGGUUGAGAAGGCUGCCUUGAGGCCUACUGAUGUUGUGCUGGAAAUAGGUCCUGGUACUGGUAACAUGACUGUAAAAAUAUUACCACAUGUUAAAAAGCUUGUCGUGUGUGAAAUAGAUAUUAGAUUGGUUGGUGAAUUAGAGAAACGUGUCCAAGGAACACCAUAUCGAUCUAAAUUGAAUAUCUUGAUUGGUGAUGCUUUGAAGACAAAAUUUCCUUUUUUUGACGUUUGUCUUGCCAACAUACCUUACCAAAUAUCAUCUCCAUUGGUAUUUAAACUUCUUCAUCAUCGCCCCUUUUUCAGAUGUGCUAUUCUUAUGUUUCAAAAGGAAUUCGCUCAAAGGUUGGUUGCUAAACCAGGAGACAAACUUUAUGGACGUUUAGCAGCUAAUGUUCAACUUUUAGCUCGAGUUGACAUUGUUAUGAAAGUUGGUAAAAAUAACUUCAAGCCUCCACCAAAAGUUGAAUCCAGUGUUGUCAGAAUUGAACCAAUCAGUCCGCAGCCAGAUAUAAACUUGAAAGAAUGGGAUGGAAUGCUGAGACUCGUUUUCCUGCGAAAAAACAAAACUAUUGGUGCAAUAUUUCGUCUAAAAGCUGUGAUUGAUUUAAUGGAAAAAAAUUAUCGAGUUUAUUGUAGUUUAAAAAAUAUCAAACUUGACGAAAAUUUCAGUUGCAAAGAAAUGGUGGAAAAGGUUUUGGAAGAAACUGGAUUUCAAGAAUCUCGUGCUAGGUCCAUGGAAAUAGAUCAACUUCUUGUACUUUUGUGCGCUUUCAAUUCUAAAGGCUUCCAUUUCGUUGCUUGAUUCACCUCCUUUGACUAAAAUUAAAUCAAAAUUGUACAUACAAUUUUAUUUAUUUAUUUAUUUAUUUAUUUUACAUAAAAAAGUAUUAAUGUCUGCUUAUACUAUACACUUCAUAAAUUAUGUCUCAUAAUCACAUAAUGUCAUUUUAUUUUCAUGCGUUCAAGUUAUUCAUCUUACCUGGCCAUCAUCUAAUCAAUAGAUGAAUAAACAGUCAAUUUCUCCAGUGA